AUGGCCGACCCGCCAGAGGGAAAAGAGCUGGAGCUCAAGUCUGCAGACGCGGCGGCCGCGGCGAUGCAGCCCAGCAACGAGGAGCGACAUGACGCGCCGUCAGAUCCAUCCGAUUCCGACAACAAAGAGCUUGCCACGGGCGAAAAGCACGACGGCGACACAGACGACAUUGCCAUGGCGGCCAGCCCCCAUCGCCUCGACGUCACAAAGAGCGUUGCGACAGACGCCAGCUAUGCCACUAGCCCGCCGUCAACGAAAGCCAGGCCUUGGUACAGACAGGUGAACCCGUUGCGAUGGGGCGGCGUUCCGCCCGUCCCCAAGGAGCGAAUCGUCUCGCGCGAGUACACGGCGGGCUUCUUCAGCAAGUUGACCUUUCAGUGGAUGACGCCGCUGAUGACGACUGGCUACAAACGACAACUCGAACAGGGCGAUAUUUGGCAGGUGAACCCCGACCGGGCUGUGGAACCUCUCACGCAAAAAGUCCAAGAAUCCUUCCACCGCCGCGUGAAAAAUGGCGAAACGAACCCUCUGUUCUGGGCCCUACACGAAACCUUCAAGUUUGAAUUCUGGCUAGGCGGCCUCUGCGCCCUCAUCACCGCCAUCCUGCAGGUCCUUGCGCCCUUCACCCUGCGUUUCCUCAUUCAGUUCGCCACAGACGCAUACAUCGCCAACGUCAGAGGCGGCCCUCCGCCCCCCAUCAAGAAUGGCAUUGGCCUCGCCAUCGGUGUGACCGCCAUGCAAAUCUUCCAGGCAUUCGGUGUCAGUCACUUUAUAUAUCGGGGCAUGAUGAUAGGUGGCCAGAGCAGAGGUGUUCUCAUUGGCUUCAUUUACGAAAAGGCCAUGGUGAUUUCCGGCAGGGCCAAGGCCGGCGGUGUCAAGCCGUCCAUCAUGCCCGAGUCAGACGACGCAGACAAGGUGGAAAAGGGCAAAGAGACUGCCACUGAUGAGAAGAGUGCAGGGAAGAAAAAGAACAAGGCCAAGGCGAACAAGGGCAAGCCGCAGCAGGACGGCCUCGGCUGGGCAAACGGCCGCAUUGUCAACUUGAUGAGCGUUGAUACCUACCGCAUUGAUCAAGCUUCCGCCCUCUUCCACAUGAUGUGGACCUCGCCUAUUGUUUGUCUCAUCACCCUGGUGUUGCUUCUUGUCAACUUGACCUAUAGCGCACUGGCUGGCUUUGCCCUGCUCGUCGUUGGUGUGCCCGCUCUCACAAAGGCCAUUCAAUCCCUGUUCCGUCGGCGCAAAGCCAUCAACAAAAUCACCGACCAGCGAGUCUCUCUGACCCAGGAGAUUCUUCAGUCCGUCCGCUUUGUCAAGUAUUUCGGCUGGGAAAAGGCCUUUAUAGCCCGCCUUGGGGAGGUCCGAGCCAAGGAGAUUUACUCCAUCCAGGUGCUGCUGGCCAUUCGCAAUGCCAUCAAUGCCGUCAGCAUGUCGCUGCCCAUUUUUGCCUCGAUGCUUUCCUUCAUCGUGUACUCGUUGUCAAACCACGACUUGGCCCCCGCCGAGGUGUUUUCGUCUCUGGCCUUGUUCAACGGUCUCCGCAUCCCGCUCAACCUGCUGCCCCUCGUCCUGGGCCAAGUCACCGAUGCCUGGUCGUCUAUGAAGCGCAUUGAGGAGUUUCUGAUGCAGGAGGAACAAGAAGAGGAGGUGGUUUACAGGCCCGAAGGUAGCAACGCCGUCGAGAUGAUUGACGCUGCUUUCACCUGGGAGAGGACGACCACGCAAGAUCCGGACAAGGGCACCAUCGCCGGCUCUGGGAAAGAGAAGAAGGGGGCAAAGGACAGCACCAAGGAGGGCACAAGUAUGCCGAAACCUGUAAAGUCACAGAACUCGGAGGAGGAUUCAGCAAGCACGUUGGUCGAGGAACGGGAGCCGUUCAAGCUUCAGGGCCUCAACUUCCAGAUUAACCGCAAUGAACUUGUGGCAGUGAUUGGAACCGUUGGCAGCGGUAAAAGCUCUCUUCUUGCUGCUCUUGCAGGCGAUAUGCGAAAGACUCAUGGAGACGUCGUAUACGGAGCUUCACGGGCGUUUUGCCCCCAGUAUGCCUGGAUUCAAAACACGACCCUCCAGAACAAUAUUACUUUUGGCAAGGACAUGGACCGUGACUGGUACCGUGAGGUCGUCCGAGCAUGUGCUCUCCAGGCAGAUCUGGACAUGCUUCCCAACGGUGACCAGACCGAAAUUGGCGAGCGAGGCAUUACCAUCUCCGGUGGCCAGAAGCAAAGACUUAAUAUCGCUCGAGCCAUCUACUUCAACGCAGACAUCGUCAUCAUGGACGACCCCCUCAGCGCGGUGGAUGCCCACGUCGGCCGGCACAUCUUUGAUCAUGCCAUCCUGGGUCUCCUCAAAGACAAGUGUCGUAUUCUGGCCACGCAUCAGCUUUGGGUCCUUAGCCGAUGUGACAGAAUCAUAUGGAUGGACGGCGGCAAAAUCCAGGCCAUUGACACCUUUGACAACCUAAUGAGGGACCAUCAAGGCUUCCAGACUCUCAUGGAGACCACGGCCGUCGAGGAGAAGGAGGAGGAGCCCGAGGCCGUGGCGCCCGUUGAUCUUGCCGACGAGCGCAAGAAGCGCAAGCAGAACAAAAAGGGAGCGGCGCUUAUGCAGCAGGAAGAAAAGCCUGAAUCGAGCGUGCCCUGGUCAGUCUACGGAGCAUACGUGCGCGCUUCGGGCUCGAUUUUAAACGCCCCCCUCGUCAUCACCAUUCUCAUCAUCUCACAAGGCGCCAACAUCGCCACCGGUCUUUGGCUGUCGUGGUGGACAUCCGACAAGUUCGGCUACUCUACCGGGAAAUACAUUGGCAUCUACGCUGCCCUGGGUGUUGUCCAGGCCCUGCUCAUGUUUGCCUUCUCCGUCACGUUGACGGUUCUGGGAACCAACUCGAGCAAGGUGAUGCUGCGAGACGCGGUGCAGCGCGUGCUGCGGGCUCCCAUGUCCUUCUUCGACACGACACCCCUUGGGCGCAUCACCAACCGCUUCUCCCGCGACGUGGAUGUCACAGACAACAACCUAACGGAUGCCAUCCGCAUGUACUUCUUCACCCUCGCCAUGGUGACGGCUGUCUUCGCCCUUAUCAUAGCCUACUUCUACUGGUUUGCCAUUGCCCUUGUCCCGCUCUACUGCCUCUUUAUUCUGUCGGCGUCAUACUACAGAGCAUCCGCACGCGAAGUAAAGCGCUUCGAGUCCGUGCUGCGAUCCAACGUCUUUGCCAAGUUCGGCGAGGGCCUCAGCGGCGUGGCGUCCAUCAGAGCGUACGGCCUCAAGACGCGCUUCAUCAACGAGCUCCGGUCCUCCAUCAACGAAAUGAACAGCGCCUACUACCUCACCUUUUCCAACCAGAGGUGGCUGUCCGUGCGGCUGGACAUGGUGGGCAACGCGCUCGUCUUCACCGUGGCCAUCUUGGUCGUGACGUCGCGGUUCAGCGUCAACCCCUCCAUCGGCGGCCUCGUUCUCAGCUACAUCCUGUCCAUUGUGCAGAUGCUGCAGUUUUCCAUCCGGCAGCUGGCCGAGGUGGAAAACGGCAUGAACGCCGUCGAGCGGCUGCAGCACUACGGCACGCAGCUCGACGAGGAGGCGCCGCUGCACACCGUCGACGUGCGCAGCACCUGGCCGGAGAAGGGCGAGAUUGUCUUCCGCGACGUCGAGAUGCGGUACCGCCCGGGCCUGCCGCUCGUCCUGCAAGGGCUGAGCAUGCACAUCCGCGGCGGGGAGCGCGUCGGCAUCGUGGGCCGCACCGGCGCCGGCAAGAGCUCCAUCAUGUCGACGCUGUUCCGGCUCGUCGAGAUCUCGGCCGGCACCAUCGCCGUCGACGGCGUCAACAUCUCCACCGUGGGCCUGUACGACCUGCGCUCGCGCCUGGCCAUCAUCCCGCAGGACCCGACGCUCUUCCGCGGCACCGUCCGCAGCAACCUCGACCCCUUUGGCGAGCACGCCGACCUGGCGCUGUGGUCGGCCCUGCGGCAGGCCCACCUCGUGCCGGCCGGCGCGUCCCUCGACGACCGCAGGCCAGACCCGUCCCGCAUCCGCCUCGACUCCGUCGUCGAGGAGGACGGGCUCAACUUCUCCCUCGGCCAGCGCCAGCUCAUGGCCCUCGCCCGCGCCCUCGUCCGCGGCUCCCAGAUCAUCGUCUGCGACGAGGCCACCUCGUCCGUCGACAUGGAGACCGACGACAAGAUCCAAAACACAAUGGCCACCGGCUUCCGGGGCAGGACCCUCCUCUGCAUCGCCCACCGCCUGCGCACCAUCAUCGGCUACGACCGCAUCUGCGUCAUGGACGCCGGCCACAUCGCCGAGAUGGACACCCCCCUCGCGCUCUGGCACCAGGGCGGCAUCUUUAGAAGCAUGUGCCACAGAAGCGGCAUCCGGCUGGAGGAUAUCCAGGGCGCCAGGGAUAGCCUGGCCGCCUUGGAUGCAGCCGCGCCGAGUAGUUGA
Metarhizium robertsii ARSEF 23 is the source of this 4428-nucleotide messenger RNA. Its product is annotated as elongation factor 3. Bases 1 to 4428 code for a protein of 1475 amino acids. Gene Ontology annotation, cellular component: membrane. The transcript is spliced from 3 exons. Gene Ontology annotation, biological process: transmembrane transport. Lineage: Eukaryota; Fungi; Ascomycota; Sordariomycetes; Hypocreales; Clavicipitaceae. Gene Ontology annotation, molecular function: ATP hydrolysis activity; ATP binding; ABC-type transporter activity. The record is from RefSeq and is a predicted model, not a curated record.